Messenger RNA from Empidonax traillii (willow flycatcher), 1133 nucleotides. RefSeq names its product methylcrotonoyl-CoA carboxylase beta chain, mitochondrial-like. Gene Ontology annotation, molecular function: methylcrotonoyl-CoA carboxylase activity. The transcript is spliced from 8 exons. Gene Ontology annotation, biological process: L-leucine catabolic process. Gene Ontology annotation, cellular component: methylcrotonoyl-CoA carboxylase complex; mitochondrion. The annotation marks the transcript as partial. The record is from RefSeq and is a predicted model, not a curated record. NCBI's taxonomy places the organism in Eukaryota, Metazoa, Chordata, Aves, Passeriformes, Tyrannidae.
GGAAUCUGGUGUGUCUUCGUGGCAAGUGAUGCCACUGUGAAAGGAGGAACUAUUUACCCAAUUGGAGUGAAAAAACAGUUAAGAGCCCAAGAAAUUGCCAUGGAGAACAGGCUGCUGUCUGUGCACCUUGUGGACAGUGGAGGAGCAUUCCUACCACUGCAGUCAGAGCUGUUUCCUGACAAGCUGCAUGGCGGCAGGAUUUUCUACAAUGAAGCAAUCAUGUCUGCCAUGGGAAUCCCUCAGGUGGCCGUAGUGUGUGGCUCCUGUGUUGCUGGAGGUGCCUACGUGCCCACCAUGGCCGAGGAAGCCGUGAUCAUAGAUAAAAUUGGGACACUGUUCCUGGCUGGCCCACCACUUGUAAAAGCUGCUACAGGAGAAUAUGUGUCUCCUGAGGACCUUGGAGGAGCCAAACUUCACUCACAAGUCAGUGGCUGUACUGACCAUUUUGCACCUUCAGAAAAGGAGGCCUAUGAAUGUAUUCGCAAUGUUAUCUCUACGUUAAACUAUGACCCAGUGCCAGAGGAGGACACAGAGCACGACAGUCCCCUGUACAGCUCUGAGGAGCUCCUGGGACUGGCACCACAGGACUAUAGGUGUACUCUUCCUGUCAAACUGAUUCUGAGCCGUUUGGUGGAUGGAAGCAGAUUCCAGGAAUUCAAGGCUAAUUAUGGAACAACAUUAGUAACAGGAUUUGGCCAUGUGGAAGGGUACUUGGUGGGGAUAGUGGCCAACAACGGGGAGCUGGCUCAUGAUGCUGCGCUCAAGGGCAGCCACUUUGUCCAGCUCUGUGGCCAGCGGGGAAUUCCCAUUGUCUUCCUCCAAAAUACUCCUCCACAGCCAGCAGAGCCAACAAGCAUCUCACAGGCAGAGGCUCAUUCCAACAGGCUGAAAGCCCAGGCUUCCAUGAUGGCUGCUGUUGCUUGUGCUGCUGUUCCCAAAAUCACCAUCGUCAUCGGGGGCUGUUACGGAAGUGACAGCUACGUCAUGUGUGGGAGAUCGUUCAGUCCAAACUUUCUGUUCCUGUGGCCUAAUGCAAGAGUUGCUCUUGUGGAUUCAAGAAGUUUCUCCACAGUCCCCCGAGCUGGGGACAGUGACUGUACAGAUGAAUCAGAGCUGAAACAGCUGAAGGCAAA